This is a messenger RNA of Kickxella alabastrina, 165 nucleotides long. RefSeq lists its product as uncharacterized. Gene Ontology annotation, cellular component: nucleus; cyclin-dependent protein kinase holoenzyme complex. Gene Ontology annotation, biological process: regulation of cyclin-dependent protein serine/threonine kinase activity. The transcript has a single exon. NCBI's taxonomy places the organism in Eukaryota, Fungi, Kickxellomycota, Kickxellomycetes, Kickxellales, Kickxellaceae. The record is from RefSeq and is a predicted model, not a curated record. Gene Ontology annotation, molecular function: protein kinase binding; cyclin-dependent protein serine/threonine kinase regulator activity. The annotation marks the transcript as partial.
UGCGGCCGGCGCAUGUUUGUCGCGGCCAUCAUCAGCGCAUCCAAGUUCAUCUACGACCAGACCUACUCGAACCGUGCAUGGCAUAAGAUCACCAAACUGCCGUUGACCCAGAUCAGCGAUAUGGAGAGGGCAUUUUUGGAUAUGAUUGACUACCGCCUGUAUGUG